AUGACGGUUCCUACCUUCGAUCAUCCUAUUGAGACUCCUCCGCGAGCCCCUUCUCCAGUCCAUCGAUUUGGCACCUUAGCAGUUCAUGCUGGGUCCCCUCAUGAUCCCGUCACCGGCGCCGUCAUCGAAGCCAUCUCUCUCUCUACCACAUUUGCGCAAACCGCCGUUGGAAAACCCGUUGGCGCAUACGAAUACAGCAGAAGCUCCAACCCCAAUCGUGACAAUUUCGAGACGGCGGUCGCAGCUCUUGAACAUGCAAAAUAUGCUCUAGCUUUCUCUUCUGGCUCUGCUACCACGGCCACCAUUUUACAAUCCCUGGCUGCCGGUUCGCAUGUUAUUUCCGUAUCGGAUGUUUAUGGUGGGACUCAUAGAUACUUCACACAGGUUGCUAAGGCACAUGGUGUGAAAGUUACAUUUACGCCAGAAAUCGAGGUGGAUGUUGUGGAUCAUAUUACACCAGAGACCAAACUCAUUUGGAUUGAAACUCCAAGCAAUCCAACUCUGCGACUUGUAGAUAUAAGAGCGGUGGCUACAGCCGCCCACAAACACGGCAUAAUGGUUGUGGUUGACAAUACUUUCAUGAGCCCUUACAUCCAGCAACCAUUGGACCACGGAGCUGAUAUCGUCGUCCACUCUGUUACCAAAUAUAUCAAUGGACACUCCGAUGUAGUGAUGGGUGUAGCUGCUUUCAACUCCGACGCCAUGAAGGAAAGAUUAGGCUUUUUGCAAAAUGCCAUUGGUUGCAUUCCCUCCGCAUUCGACAGCUGGCUUGCUCACCGCGGCUUAAAGACAUUACAUCUCAGAGCCCGAGAAGCAUCCAUCAACGCGACCGUGGUGGCCAAAGCAUUGGAGAGUUCACCACACGUCAUUGCCGUCAACUACCCCGGUUUGGAUUCUCACCCACACCGCAAAAUUGCUCUCAAGCAACACAGAGAUGGUAUGGGAGGUGGCAUGCUUUCCUUCCGCAUCAAAGGAGGUUCCGCUGCAGCCGAGAAGUUUUGCCAAAUGACAAACAUCUACACCUUGGCAGAGAGUUUGGGAGGAGUCGAGAGUUUGGUAGAGGUUCCAAGCAGCAUGACACAUGCUGGCAUUCCCAAAGAUCACAGAGAGGCUAUUGGGGUGUAUGAUGACUUAGUCCGUAUCAGUUGUGGAAUUGAGGAUGCAGAGGAUUUGAAAGCAGAUGUUUUGCAAGCUCUAGAGAAGGCUGUCGUUUGGCCAAAAAUCUCCAAUGGCUUACAAAACUUUGCUUCUUAA
This is a messenger RNA of Sclerotinia borealis F-4128, 1254 nucleotides long. The record is from the annotation of a GenBank genome assembly. Lineage: Eukaryota; Fungi; Ascomycota; Leotiomycetes; Helotiales; Sclerotiniaceae.